UAAUUGUUGUUGUCGUUGUGAUUCUUCUUCUUCUUGAUGUUCAUGAAUGCUGUUGAUCUGAUCUUAAAACUUUGAUGACAGAAUAAAAUAAAAAAAAAUGGAUGAUAAAAGUAGUAGUAGCAGUAGCAGCCAACAAACAUUGUCAACAACAACAACAACAUCAAAUUCAUAUAUCGAAUCUAUAAUAGCUUUAAUCAUGGAUUUUUGUUGCAUUAAUUCGGAUGAUGAUCAAUCAACAUUAUUGUUAUCAUUAUCAUCAUCGACAAUGUUGUUUAUAUUCUGGACAAUUGUUGCAUUGAUUGUAGCCGUUGCAGCCAAUAUCUAUUUGAAGAUUAAAAGACGUCAAAAUGAUUCGUUAAAGAUUGAUGAAAAUGAAGAAUCAACAACAAAAAUCAAUGGUGAUGAUGAUGAUCAACGAUCGGAUUGGAUACAGAAUUCAGUAUCUGAUCGUGAAAAAUUCACCACUAAACAUCAUUCAAUGCAAUUUGGUCAAUCAAUUCCAAAUGAACCGAUUGUUAAUCGUCAACAAUGGAUGAAUGAAGUAAUCAAAUGGUUUCAACAUACAUCAAGUAUGGACAAUCAGUUUGUUAUGGCAACAACAAAUGAAUGGCUUAAUUCAUUGAAUAAUAAAAGUCAACAAUUGAUAAUCGAGAAUGGUAUAUUUGUUGAAUUUGUACAAAUUGAACAAUUGACUGGUGCCCAACUAAGUCAGGUUAAAAUGGCCGAAGAACUUAAUGAAAAUCUGAUAACAACAAUGAAAGCUACAUGUGAUCGUUUAAUCAUGCAGGUACGUGUUGCACCUGAUUGUUAUGGUGAUCCAAAUCGUUCGGCUAUCUAUCAUAUUAUUAUGGAACGAUUUAGCUCAUUGUUAAAAGUGGUCGGUAUAACUGAUGAAUUAUUAUUUGUCAUACGGCCAUUAGAACGGCCAGAAACAAAAGCACAAAUCGAUGGUCCAUUACUUGGAUCGAAGAAUAAAUUUCAACCAGACAUUAUUAUUAAUGCUGUAUUGAAUGUAUUCACAUCCACUAUAUUUGAUUUGAAUUUUAAUGAAUCACAUAAUAAAUAUCAUGAUUUUCCACGAUUGGCCACAACAGAAUCGACGAAAACAUCAUUGACCACUGAUUAUAAGCCAAAUGUAGAACGAAAAUUAUUGGUAAAAAUAGCCAAAGCAAAUGAUUUACAAUUAGAAAAAUCAAACGGUACCGGUGCCCUUUAUUGUACGAUUGAAUUGGAUGAACCAUUUCAAUCGACACGUACAUCGAUUAUUCGUCAUUCACAUAAUGAUUCACCAGAAUGGGAUCAACAUUUUAUGUUUAAUCUCAAUGAAAGAUCACAUGAAUUGCUAUUCGAAUUAUUUGAAGAACGAAAAUCGAAUAAACAACAAACGGAGGAUAAUGAUCUAAUCGGUGAUCAAAUAUUAGGCAAUGCUAUUGUAAACAUUCAGGAAUUAAUGUCAAAUCCAUCACAAACACAAACAUUACGAUUACAAUCCGGUAUGAAUAAUAAACAAGAUAUGGGAAAUUUGAUUGUUGAGUUUUACUCAUGGAACAUAGCCGAAAUGGAUCAAUUAGACUGCAUGGACAACCACAACAACAACAACAAUCACAACAGAAUCAGGUUACAAGAUCACAAUCGAUGACAAAGCCAAAUAACAAUAAUAAUAAUAAAAUCAACAAUCAUGAUGAAUCAGCAUCACAUCGUUCAUCAUCAGAUGGACAUCAUCAUGAACAUCGUCAACGAUGGUCAAUAGGAUCGGCAUUGACAACAGCAACAUUAACUGAUUAUUUUGAUGUUG
This is a messenger RNA of Dermatophagoides farinae (American house dust mite), 1795 nucleotides long. The record is from RefSeq and is a predicted model, not a curated record. NCBI's taxonomy places the organism in Eukaryota, Metazoa, Arthropoda, Arachnida, Sarcoptiformes, Pyroglyphidae.